This is a messenger RNA of Aspergillus aculeatinus CBS 121060, 1369 nucleotides long. Its product is annotated as NAD(P)/FAD-dependent oxidoreductase. NCBI's taxonomy places the organism in Eukaryota, Fungi, Ascomycota, Eurotiomycetes, Eurotiales, Aspergillaceae. Bases 143 to 1369 code for a protein of 408 amino acids. The transcript has a single exon. Gene Ontology annotation, molecular function: NAD(P)H dehydrogenase (quinone) activity. The record is from RefSeq and is a predicted model, not a curated record. Gene Ontology annotation, biological process: aerobic electron transport chain.
CUAGUACCCGGAAUCCCGUCCACAGAAUCCACUGCUCUAUAAAUCUACAAACGAUGCAUCUCCGUAGCUUCCUUGUAUCAUCUCCCACUCACCGAACACAGCUCACUCAUAUCUCAAAUCAUUCAACACCCACCAUUCCACCAUGCCAGUCAAAAUCGUCAUCCUGGGAGCCGGGUUUGCCGGGCUCUGGAGCGCCCUGGCAGCCCAGCGCCUCAUCAACCUCGCCAACCAGACCGACAACAUCAAAGUCCUGGUCAUUGCUCCUAGUGCAACCUUAGUUCUCCGGCCCCGUCUCUAUGAGGCAGACGCUGGCAACAUGACCCACCCUCUGGGUCCCCUUUUCGCUGCCACUGGCAUUGAGUUCUGCCCGGGGACCGCCCAAAGCAUUGAUUCCGACGCGCGCAUCGUUCGUAUGCAGUCCAUCGAUGGAUUACAACACGGAGUCCCUUAUGAUCGUCUGAUCGUAGCGACUGGAAGCUCGGUCGUUCAACCGCAAAGUAUCGGCGGGCUUCGCCAACACGCGUUUGACGUGGACUCCCUGGAGUCUGCUGCGAAACUUGACGCGCAUCUUGCCGCUCUCCAGUCUCUUUCCCCCAGCCCUGCACGAGAUACCGUGGUGGUCUGCGGGGCUGGCUUUACGGGAAUCGAAUUGGCUGCGGAGCUACCCAAGCGACUAAGUCAUAUUGCCAAUGUUCGGGUCAUUCUGGUUGAUCGGGCGGAAGAUCUUGGCCCUGAGCUGGGGCCGGGACCGCGUCCAGUCAUCGCGCAAGCCUUGGGCGAGGUUGGAGUUGAGUGUCGAUUGGGCUCCGGAAUCCAGGCCGUUGAUGCGGAUGGAGUCACCCUCAUGUCCGGAGAACGCAUCGCUACCAGAACCGCCAUCUGGACCGCUGGGGUUCGGGCCACGCCCCUCACUCAGCAGAUCCCGGGCCCCAAAGACACUCUCGCACGAGUCUUCGUUGAUGAAUGGCUUCGUGCCCCGUCUGCCGAGCAUAUCUUUGUCACUGGGGAUGCUGCGUGCGCCACGGCGGACAGUGAAGGGCACUACGCCUUGAUGUCCUGCCAGCACGCCCUGCAACUGGGUCGGGUGGCGGGUCAUAAUGCAGCAGCAGAUCUUCUGGGCGAACCCAUGGUGAAGUACUCCCAAGCAGCCUAUCUGUGUUGUCUGGACUUGGGCGGUUGGGGUGCGGUGAUCUCGGGUGGCUGGGAGCGGCAUGUCCAGAUGUCCGGGGAAAUGGCGAAGCGCGUCAAGUGCUACAUCAACCAGAAGUUGAUCUACCCACCUGAGGAUGCCGAUGAAGCUUUACGGGCUGCGAACCCAGUUGGUCCCGGCUCAGACGAGUUGCUACAGCAGAUUCUUCAGGUAGUCUGA